UCUCUCUGGUGCAGACCUGGCCUGAGGCCGGGGCUGAUCCCGGCAGCCAUGUUCUCCCUGCCAUCCCUCCCCUCCUGGCUCCCCAGCUUCCCCUCCCUCCGGUGGGGCUCCGGCCUCCUCGACUCUGUCCUUCAGGGCCUCAUCGGGGCCAGUGGAGUCUCGGUCCUGAACAGCCUCCUGAAGGUCUACUUCUUUGUGAACUGUGCCAACAACUCCGAGCGGCGGCAGGAGAAGCAGCGGCUGCAGGCCCAGUGGGCCUUGCUGGAGAUGGUGCACCUGGCGGGGCUGGCCCUAAUCCUGACCAUCCUGGGGGCCCGGGUGGCUGCCCUGGUGGUGCUUGAGUUCUCCCUCCGGGCUGUCUCCUCACUGCUCUCCCUGGGUAAGGGCUCCGAGAGGGAGAGGCUGCAGCUGUACCUGCUGAGCCAGUACUCACUGGGCUGUGGGCUGACCUGCGGCCUGAGCUUCCUGCAAGAGGGCGCCCCUCACCGCACCCUGAACCUGCUGCUGGGCCUCUGGCUGGCCACCCUGCUCAGCGCGGGUGCCCGGCGCCUCUGCCGCCACGUCUGCCAGCUCUACGACGAGCUGCACAGCGGCCUGCGCUGCUGCGGGCUCUGCCUGGGCCUGCUGGCUGGCGCUCACGGCCUCCCCCGGCUGCUGGCCCGCGCCCUGGCCGUGGCCUUCGCUGUGGGCGACCUGGCAGCCGUGGCCCUCGUCAACCGGGACUUCCCGACCACCUCGGACGCCGUGCGCUUCUGGAUGCCGCUCAUCAUCUGCUACACCCUGCUGGUCAUCUACAUGCAGGAGGAACAGCGGCAACACCCCGGCCUGCAGAGCCAGGUCCAGACGUUGCUGGUGCGCAUGGGUGGCCUCUUCGUGCUGCUGCUGACCGUGGGCUGCUGGCUGGACCUCCUGGGGGUCCUCCUGUCCCUGCUGGGCGAGCUCUGGUGCCUGGCAGGCAGCCGCACUCUGCUGGACCUGUGCCGGAUACAGGAUUUUCCAUCCCGGAGGCCUUCGGGGUCAGCCCCAAGGCAGACCCAGCCCCAGCCCUCAGCAGCUGCCCAGCCCCAGGACACAGCCCCCUCCUGACCUGCCUGAGCAAGGACUUGAAGUCCGUCUUAGGCCCACCCAGGCUCAUCUGGAGGCCUUGACACUGCCAGGACACUGCCCCGCAGCAGAGGGGCCAGCCCCACCUGGAGUGAAAGGUGGGCGCUGGGGGCUCCUGCAGGGAGGCGAAGGCUUGGGGCUAGGGACCUCAGAAGGGGGGCACCUGGAGGCCAGUGGGUGAAGCCCUGUUUUUCUCAGGAUGGACAAUGGAUACAGCCCCCUCAGACCCCCCUUUCCCAGGGGAGUUGGGGAAUAGGGGAGAAUUGCAUCCUCAGAAUGGCCCCCCUUUACUGGCCUCCCUCUCCUCCUCCAUGAACAACAAUAAAGAUGAUUUUUC
This is a messenger RNA of Zalophus californianus (California sea lion), 1441 nucleotides long. It is a transcript of the gene TMEM82, whose product is annotated as transmembrane protein 82. Lineage: Eukaryota; Metazoa; Chordata; Mammalia; Carnivora; Otariidae. Bases 49 to 1086 code for a protein of 345 amino acids. The transcript is spliced from 6 exons. The record is from RefSeq and is a predicted model, not a curated record.